Messenger RNA from Bemisia tabaci, 5770 nucleotides. RefSeq names its product bestrophin-2a. Gene Ontology annotation, molecular function: chloride channel activity. The record is from RefSeq and is a predicted model, not a curated record. Lineage: Eukaryota; Metazoa; Arthropoda; Insecta; Hemiptera; Aleyrodidae.
UUCUCACGGGGCUGUCAGUUUACCUCGGUGCUGGCUGAGAAUCCGAAGUGGAUGCGAUCUCCCUUCGAAGUAGUCGAUCGUGUUCGGCUCCCGUCCUUUUUCUCUCGGCGGGCACUUCGUCAUGCUACCCACGCCUCCCAUUUCAGUGGUUGCAACCCCCUAUUUUCACCCGAAUUCUGUGUUUUUUUGCGAGUUAGAAAAGAAAUUGCGCUAGAAAAAAAAACAGACCAGUUUACUUCAGAGGAACGAUUUUUACGCGCCAGAUCAUUUCAUUCGGAAAUGAUUGCAGUUUAAAUGAGAAGUGUCUUGACUUGGUUCGACUGAACAUACCAGCGAAUAGUAUUUCUCUAAUUUUCUACUCUUUUUCCGCUGUCACGUUUGUUUUUCUGUUGUCUUUUUUUACACUACGCGACUUAACCGUUUUUGUGCUUCAAAAGAUAGUAAGAACGAGAUGAUUUCCUGUGCAGGAGCUGACUGGACUCAUGUUUAGCAAGGGGAUUCGGCGAUGAAUGACACUUUUUAGUUAUUUUUUUCACUCCAUGAUGUUCUAAUUUUUCAUGGAACCGUGGAGACUUUCUAGUAAAUUUCUAAAAUUCUCUACAGACGUUUUAGGACCAUUCUAAAUGCAGAUAUAGACGUAAAAAGUGCGUGCGUUUUCGUUUGUGAACCUUCAAUAUUUGCUUUUUCGCCUCGAUUCACGCGUAUCUCACUGACUCUCGAAUGUCAACUGUGCGGCUCCAAAAAUGUGAAUUUUCUUACGGCAAAGUCACGUGAAAAAAUUCAAUCAAAGAUCAAAAGAGACAAGUACGGUACUUAUGCGCCAUGUUCAAGAUUCCUUGUGUUUUGGAAAAUAUUUCUCUCCUCGGAGUGACAAAAACCAUGUACCCUAGUGCGUAUUAAACAAAUUUUGCCUCUUUCACGUCGAAGUAUACGAUACUCGAUGAUGGUAUCAAGCCUAAAUAGGGCAAAGUGCAAUCUUUGUCAGGGCAGUGUUAGUGUGCUUAUUCACGCUGUACUUUCCUAACCGUUGUUCACAAAACCUUGCGUCUUCUCUCCCGCUUUUCGAGUUUUGGUGCCGGCUUUUCCUCUUUGAAAAUGACGGUGAGUUACCAGUAUGAGGUGGCCUCUUCGACGAGCGGUGGUUUCACGAAACUCCUGUUCAUGUGGCGAGGAAGUCUUUACAAACUCAUCUACAGGGAGUUACUGCUGUUUUUGGCGGCCUUUGGAUGCCUCAGCGCUCUCUACCGGAAUCUCUUCACCCCGGAUCAAAAACGGGUGUUCGAGAAGAUUGUGGCAUAUUGCGAUACAUUUAUAACACUCAUUCCCCUCUCUUUCGUGCUGGGUUUUUAUGUCGCAUAUGUGGCUGGUCGCUGGUGGCAACAAUAUGUCGCCAUUCCUUGGCCUGACAAGGUGAUGCACUCGAUUGCACUGUUCGUGGAGGGUGAGACUGAACACGACCGUGUCAUUCGACGAACCCUGAUGCGGUACCUAAAUUUGACUCUUAUUCUGGUCCUGCGCUCUAUCAGCUCGGCAGUGAAACGGCGAUUCCCCACUAUGGAUCAUCUCGUGGAAGGAGGUUUCAUGACUGGCGCAGAGCUUCAAAUGUUUCAGUCUGUUCCAAGUGUAGAGUUUAACACCUACUGGAUUCCGUGUACUUGGUUCAUUGGGGUACUGAAGGAGUCCAGGAGGACAAACAUGAUAAAUGACUCUCAAGGCCUGAAACUCAUAAUGGAGGAAUUCAACGAAUUCCGUUCGAAAUGUGGGCUUCUGUGGAGCUAUGACUGGAUCAGCAUUCCUUUAGUUUAUACUCAGGUUGUCACUAUUGCAACGUAUUCUUUUUUUCUCGCUGCCUUAAUAGGACGUCAGUAUGUAGAUGGGUCUAAAAAACUGCAGCUGGAAGUAGACAUUUACAUUCCACUUUUUACAAUUCUCCAGUUUUUGUUUUUUAUGGGAUUGUUGAAAGUUGCCGAACAACUGAUCAACCCGUUUGGUGACGAUGAAGAAGAUUUUGAGCUGAACUGGCUGAUUGAUCGGCACACUAAGGUUUCGUAUCUUGGAGUAGACAUUUUAAUGCAACAAAGACCACCUAUCGUGAAAGACAAAUACUUUGACGCAGAGAACAUUGUCCUUCCGUACACUGAAGCAUCCGUGCCGUAUAAAAUAAAGACUUACCGGGGAUCUGUCGCACAUAUGACGGUACCUGAAAAUCAACAGUCAAUGUUACUUCCUGAGGUGUUGGAAGAAGAAGAGGAAGAAACAGCCACGAGUAGCACGCGACAUGCUUCACCUAAAGUCUCUUUGUCAAAUAUAUUUCCUGAAGACGGAGGUGAGGCUGGAGACGGCUAUUCCACACCAGGUACUUGGCGGAAAUUUAAAGAUCUGGAAAAUGGCGGCAUCCUUAUCGAAAAUGCUCGUGAUCCUUUGGAAAGAUUCAGGACCAGUCCGAAUGAACGUCACUGGGAGUCAGCUGCAACACUUGAAAGUUACUGCUCUGAUCCGAGCAUCAAUGGGGUGACAGCGAUCCACCAGGAGGUGGCAAAAUCGGACGAGCCUCAAAGUCCGCUUCGACGAAACAGGAAGCAAUUCGAGGAGAGCCUUCGGAAUCUUACCGGCGCCAACGAGAACCCCAAGAAACUGGUAAAACAUGGCAGUGCUUUUGAGUUGACAGGGAAUUCUCAAAUAAAAGAAGACAUAUUUUCCUCGAGAGACUCAAUCAAACCUGAAAGCCCCUCGCUAACGCCCAGGAGGAGGUUCCAGAGCUACCCGAAAAUAUUAGCGCGGCGUCGGACGACUUCCGGGAUUCUCUGGCGGCCCGUGUUGGAUAAUCCCUUGGGAGACAGCAGAAGUGAAAAUUUGGACCGAUGUAGCAUAUCAAAUCUGAAACAUUCUUUCAGCCGAGGCAGCGAAGUGAAUAAGUCGAAUACGUCCAAAAAAUCGACUGCGUUACCGCAUAAACUAAUGAAAAAACCCAGCGAGAUCAGUAUCAAUGAGCUCCACAGCGUGGAGGUUGAGAGGGCUGUGAAAAUGAAAAAUCUUGAAAAUUUGAAGGGUCAGGGUGAGGUCAGGCCUAGUGCCUCAGAGCUAAGUAAUCAGACCAAAAGUAGGACGGAGCCCCAGGCUACUAUCGUAAAGGAACAAGCCUACAGUGUAGGGAACAAGAGUAAUUCCGAUAGGGUGUAUUUUGUUGGAGGCAAUGACUCAAAAUCGAGAGGAGUUCCUGGAUCCGGCAGAAAAGAUUCUGAGAGUGAAUGGAGUACGUAUAUUUAGCAUGAAUUCUCUUGCAUUUUGAGGCCGAUGUAUCUCAAAGUUUUCAACAACUCAAGUCUUCCAUUUUUUAUUUCUUUUUUAUGCACUCUCGUGAACUCUAGGGAUCAAAGUAAGGGGCGUAUAAAAAGUAGUUUUCCAGGUUUAAAAUUCCCUAAACCUCUCCCAAAAUUGCUGAAAACUUCUUUAAUUAUCUCUUAAAAAUUUGUUCAUAAAGAUAAAAAUGAAAAGUUACUAAGACAAGCCCAGUUUUCGGUGUGUGUUUAGGGUUAGUGCAUAAGUGUGCAUCAGUGGCGUGGCGUGCAUUGCGAUAUAUCGAUUGAACUGCCAUUAAAAUCCAUGGAAAAUGAUCGAUAAUCCGGGUGUUCGUAACGAACACCUCAAUAAUCGAUUCUUCACCAUAGCUUCGAAUGGGAAAAUAUCGAUAAUCGAUCAUUCACGCCUCGCCACUCGUGUGCCUCUCUAUCACAGUUUCCUCAGCGAGAGGGUUUAAUCCUGGAAUUUCGGGGGAAGCUCUUUCUUUGAUCGCUACUCCAAAUGUGUCUCUGUUCCUUCUUAUUCCUAAGAAAAUUUAUCCUAAGUAAGUUUCAACUGGAUGCGGUUCUUGUUAUCAAGGUUCAAAUGAGGAUGUCGCGACAUUAAUCUUCUUUUUCCUCGCUGUCCAGCAAAGAUAUUGGCUGCUCCAAACUGAACGUGGGUCGUUCUUGAAGAAAUUAUUUUCAUUUUGCUACCGCUUCGAUCUUAAAAGUGGUAUAAGAUGUUGUUUGCAUGUGAAAUUGCGUCGGAGCGUAUUCAAAUUCUGACCUCUUUACCGAAGGUACAGUGCAAAUUACUUAUUUGCACCUUAUUGUCGACUCAUCAAGAGCCAAGACAAUUUAAACUGAAUUUCCGAACUGAGGCAUAUCUUUUCUCUUGGGAAGCAGUUUUAAAUUUUCAUCACAAAUAUCCAGUUUUAAAAAUGACGGAUCCGCUUGUCAAUCAUACAAAAAUAUUAAAAAAUCGAAUAUUAUGUUAUAGCCGCUCAGAGAUAUAAUGAUGUUUGGUUCAGUAAAACAUUAGCUCAUUGUUUUAAAGUACUAUUCAAAGCAUUCCAUACUCGUUUGAUAGGGUUGUUUGAUUGUGUGUUAGUAAAGUUAGAAAUUAUAUUCAAUUUGAAUAUUUUAGUUUUGACUGUGAAUCGGAUUUUACAUUUCUGUCUAGCCCCUUAGUGUUUUAUUAAAAUUGUUAUAUCUUUUAGAGUAGAUCCCUGUUGCACAGUCAAGUUACGAGCAAACCGAGCCACCCCAAAUAACUGCAAAUCUCAUUCGUAAUUUGAUCGUGUAAGAAGGACCCAUAGUAAAGUCUUUUAAAUUACAUCUGGAUAGACUAGAAUUGCGCAUUUAACUUUGUGCGACCCAGAAACAUCUAACUCCAGAUUUUUAAAUGUGUUCGUUGGUACAAAAAUUCCUCCAAAGUAAUCAAAUUAUUAGCGCUAUGUUUACACGCCCAUUAUUUAUUUGAUUUUUAUAGAUAUUCGUGUGGGGCACACGGUAAAAAAAAUUAGCGGCAGUAUCCGCACCCCGAGAAUUUUGGCGGCUGGAGCCGAGAUUUGCAGUCCCGGCUGACGAAAUUCGGCAGAAUUGCCGAAUGCUCGGUAGAGUACACUGUAGUUCUGCCAAAAUUCGGCACCCGGGAUCGCAAAUCUCAGCUCCAGUUGCCAAAAUUCGCGGAGAGUGGAUACUGCUGCCAAAUUGUUUACCAAUUCAAAUCACAAUAGUUACCCUUUAUACUGUGCCUUUGUACUGUGCUUAAUGUCGUAUUGAUACUUGUUUUUACUAUUUUUAUUCCAUUUUUUGAGAAGUUAUCGAUCUUUGAAUGUUAUAAAAAAACGGUGAAAUUUCACAUACCCUCCACAUUAUAUUAGCUAUCUCUUUAAACGAGAGGCUGUCUAAACUUUGUCAUGACUAGUGUGUCACCGUUUAUUUGUAUUCGGACAGUCAGCGACGUAUAAGAUGUAUUGCAUUUCAGUAAUUUCUUUUUGUUGUAAACUGUAGAACUCUCAUCAGACGUUCUCUGAUUUAUGAAUAAAAGACCAAAUCGAAAGUUAAGGGUAAAAUUAGUUUGAAUAAGCGAUAGAAUCAUCUCGAUUCGAAUCAUUAUGAAUAAUGUAUCAUCAUUUUUUGUUUUCCUCGUUACAGUUGUAGUAUUGUAAAUCUGUGAUAUUAAUGAAUUUCCUGUCUUAUCAUACUUAAAAUGUAUGUGUUUUGCAUGCUGAGAACAAUUCAAGUUGUACCUCUCACCCGUGUGAGUUUUGUCGUGGUUACCUUCGGUGUCUUAGUUUACCUGCAUCCCUCCUUCCUUAUUUAACAUUUCUUGAAAAGUGGGAUUAGUUGAAGUUAGCAAUAUUUUCUUUAUUUUUAAGUGCAUUUAAAAGUGUCGAUGAUUGUUCAUUUUUGCAAACACUUAACAAUUCUAUCAUUUAUUAAAAAGAGUAUACUUGAAUAAACUUUUCCAAACUUGUAGUAUA